AUGUCUGAGUUUGUGUCUUUCUGUCAGGCGGAGGACCUUGCCAAUCUGAUCAAGCUUUAUGUGCGCAAGGUUUUCAACUUGCUGGACGCAUCACUCUUCGUCUAUCUCCAGGGCUCCGACACGGCAUACUUGCUGCUUUAUGUCGACAACAUCAUCCUGCCAGCAUGUAUGGCUGGUCUUCUCAGUCAGCUCACUGCCCGUCUCCGUGCUGAGUUCGCCAUCAAGGACUUGGGUCCUUUGCACUACUUCCUCAGUGUUGAGGUGGUGCGACGUCCGGAUGGCUUCUUUCUUCACCAGCGGAAGUACGCUCAUGAGCUCCUGGAUCGUGCUGGCAUGCUUAACUGCAAGCCCGCCGCUACACCUGUUGAUACGAAGGCCAAGCUCUCUGUCACGGAUGGUUCUCCUACUUCGGAUGCUGCCUUUUACCGGUCUAUUGUUGGAUCUCUUCAGUACCUCACUCUGACUCGACCGAAGAUCCAGUAUGCCGUCCAGCAAGUGGGUCUCCACAUGCAUGCUCCUCAGGACAUUCAUUGA
Molecule: messenger RNA, 534 nt
Organism: Aegilops tauschii subsp. strangulata
Lineage: Eukaryota; Viridiplantae; Streptophyta; Magnoliopsida; Poales; Poaceae
Source: RefSeq, a predicted model, not a curated record